AUGUCUUCCAGCUUUAAGAAGCCAAAUGUGGCCUCUACCAGCCAUAAAAAAAAGAUGGGUCCAAAGCCUGAACUCACAGAAGAACAGAAGCAAGAGGUUCGAGAAGCCUUUGACCUCUUCGAUGCCGAUGGAAGUGGCACCAUCGACGUGAAAGAGCUGAAGGUGGCCAUGCGGGCGCUGGGCUUCGAGCCUCGGAAGGAAGAGAUGAAGAAGAUGAUCUCCGAGGUGGACAAGGAAGGCUCCGGGAAGAUCAGCUUCAAUGACUUCUUGGCCGUGAUGACGCAGAAGAUGGCCGAGAAAGACACCAGAGAAGAAAUCCUCAAGGCUUUCAAGCUGUUUGAUGAUGACGAGACCGGGAAGAUCUCGUUCAAAAACCUGAAACGCGUGGCCAACGAGCUGGGCGAAAAUCUCACGGAUGAAGAGUUGCAGGAAAUGAUCGAGGAAGCCGACCGGGAUGGGGAUGGAGAAGUGAAUGAAGAAGAGUUUCUUCGCAUCAUGAAGAAGACCAACCUCUACUGA
This is a messenger RNA of Suncus etruscus (white-toothed pygmy shrew), 519 nucleotides long. RefSeq names its product centrin 1 (gene CETN1). The coding region runs from base 1 to 519 and encodes 172 amino acids. NCBI's taxonomy places the organism in Eukaryota, Metazoa, Chordata, Mammalia, Eulipotyphla, Soricidae. The transcript has a single exon. Gene Ontology annotation, biological process: nucleotide-excision repair; mitotic cell cycle; centriole replication. Gene Ontology annotation, molecular function: calcium ion binding. The record is from RefSeq and is a predicted model, not a curated record. Gene Ontology annotation, cellular component: centriole; centrosome.